UUUAUUACAGUUCCCCCAACUACCCUUUUCUCUCUCCUUAACUCUCUCUCUAUAAUUCCCUCCCUCUCACUCUGUAGAUUGUCUGCAACUAUCUCUCUCUCUCCCUUUCUUUUUCCCUCUCUCUCUCCAUUCCUUUCCUGUAUCUUCUGCUGUUACUCCAUCGCAUUCCCUGUCCUCAAAUUUCUAUAACUCCGUGAAAAAAAAGCCGUUGUUUUCAACUCACUCUCCAGCAUUAUUUUCUCACAAUAACUAUUUGAGCUUUCCACUUCUCUCCCUCCCUCUCUCUCUCUCUCUCUCUCUCUCUCUCUCUCUUGAGCUUUCUACUUCUCUCUCUCUCUCCUCUGCUUCCGAUGGAAGUGUCGGCGGCGACGGAGAACUGCUGCGUAAAAGUCGCCGUCCACAUCCGCCCACUCAUCGGCGAUGAGCGGCUCCAAGGCUGUGUCGAUUGCGUUACCGUGGUCCCCGCGAAACCUCAGGUGCAAAUUGGCACUCAUUCAUUUACAUUUGAUCAUGUCUACGGCAGUACCGGUUCUUCACCAUCUGCCAUGUUUGAAGAGUGUGUUGCUCCACUUGUCGAUGGUUUAUUCCAAGGAUAUAAUGCGACUGUUCUCGCUUAUGGUCAGACGGGUUCAGGGAAAACCUACACGAUGGGUACUAGCUUUAAAGAUGGUAGCCAAACCGGAUUGAUUCCUCAAGUUAUGAAUGCUUUGUUCAGCAAGAUUGAAACUCUGAAGCAUCAAACUGAAUUUCAGUUGCAUGUUUCCUUCAUUGAGAUCCUAAAAGAAGAAGUACGAGACUUGCUGGAUCCCACAGCUGUGAAUAAAUCAGAAACUACAAAUGGGCAUGUCGGGAAAGUAACUGUUCCUGGGAAGCCGCCCAUACAAAUUCGUGAGACAUCAAAUGGGGUUAUCACUCUCGCAGGAUCAACUGAAGUUGGUGUCACAACCCUAAAAGAAAUGGCCGCCUACCUGGAACAGGGAUCUUUGAAUAGGGCGACAGGAAGCACAAACAUGAAUAAUCAGUCCAGUCGUUCACAUGCCAUCUUCACCAUCACAUUAGAGCAAAUGCGUAAGGUCAAUUCAGCUAUCCCUGGUGAUAACAGUCUUAAUGAUAUGAGCGAAGAAUAUUUAUGUGCCAAAUUGCACUUAGUGGAUCUUGCGGGAUCAGAGCGAGCCAAAAGAACAGGUUCUGAUGGCCUUCGUUUUAAGGAAGGAGUUCACAUAAACAAGGGUCUUCUUGCACUUGGUAAUGUUAUCAGCGCACUUGGUGAUGAAAAAAAGAGGAAAGAAGGUGUACAUGUACCUUAUCGAGACAGUAAACUUACUAGGCUUUUGCAGGAUUCCCUUGGUGGUAACAGCAGAACAGUCAUGAUUGCCUGCAUCAGUCCUGCUGAUAUAAAUGCGGAGGAAACUCUUAACACACUAAAGUAUGCAAAUCGUGCUCGGAACAUCCAGAAUAAGCCUGUUGUCAACAGAGAUCCGAUGUCCAGUGAGAUGUUGAAGAUGCGCCAACAGUUAGAAUACUUACAGGCGGAACUUUGUGCACGUGGGGGAGGAGCUUCAUCUGGUGAAAUGCAGGUUCUAAAAGAAAGGAUUGCAUGGCUUGAGGCUACUAACGAGGAUCUUUGUCGGAAACUUCAUGAAUAUCACAGCAGAUGUGCUGUUACAGAGCAAUUUGAAACAGACAUUCAAGUUGGUAGCACCUGUUCUAUGAAAAAUGAAGGACUUAAGAGGGGCUUGCAAAGCAUUGACUCGACUGAUUAUCAAAUGGGUGACAAUAUGACAGCUGAUACUGGGGAAAUUGAUGAAGAAGUAGCAAAAGAGUGGGAGCAUACGCUCCUGCAGAAUUCUAUGGAUAAAGAGUUGAAUGAGUUAAAUAGACGUUUGGAGCAGAAAGAGUCGGAGAUGAAACUUGUUGGAGGAUUUGACACAGUGGCCCUUAAGCAGCAUUUUGGAAAGAAAAUCAUGGAACUUGAGGAUGAGAAAAGAACUGUUCAGCAAGAAAGGGAUCGUUUAUUGGCUGAAGUAGAGAAUCGUGCUGCUAAUACAGAUGGACAUACACAGAAAUUUCAAGAUGUCCAUGCCCAGAAACUAAAAGCACUUGAGGCACAGAUUCAGGACCUUAAGAAAAAACAAGAGAACCAGGUUCAGCUUUUAAAGCAAAAGCAGAAAAGUGAUGAAGCAGCAAAACGGUUGCAAGAAGAAAUACAGUUCAUCAAGGCACAAAAGGUUCAAUUGCAACACAAGAUAAAACAAGAGGCAGAACAAUUUCGACAAUGGAAGGCCUCUCGUGAAAAGGAACUGCUGCAGUUACGGAAGGAAGGGAGGAGGAACGAGUAUGAAAGGCAUAAGUUACAAGCUCUAAAUCAGCGUCAGAAACUUGUGCUUCAAAGAAAAACUGAAGAGGCUGCAGUGGCCACCAAGAGGCUAAAAGAAUUGCUAGAAGCACGCAAGUCUGUAUCCCGUGACAACUCUGCAAUUACCAAUGGAAAUGGGGCAAAUGGUCAGAUCAAUGAAAAAUCCUUGCAACGUUGGCUUGAUCACGAGCUUGAAGUCAUGGUGAAUGUUCAUGAAGUACGCUAUGAAUAUGAGAAGCAAAGCCAAGUAAGAGCUGCCCUAGCAGAGGAGUUAGCAGUGUUGAGACAAGUUGACGAAUUUGCUUCAAAGGGGCUUACCCCUCCUAAAGGAAAGAAUGGGUUUUCCAGGGUGUCCUCAAUGUCCCCAAAUGCGAGAAUGGCAAGAAUAUCGUCUCUUGAGAACAUGCUUAGCAUUUCAUCACAUUCACUCGUAGCAAUGGCUUCACAACUUUCGGAAGCGGAAGAAAGGGAGCGUGCCUUCAGUAAUCGCGGACGGUGGAACCAGUUGCGUUCAAUGGGAGAUGCAAAGAGCUUACUUCAGUAUAUGUUCAAUUCCCUCGCGGAUGCAAGGUGCCAAAUUUGGGAGACAGAAAUGGAGACUAAGGAGAUGAAAGAACAACUGAAAGAACUUGUAGGUCUACUGAGACAGAGUGAAUUACGGAGAAAGGAGGUUGAGAAGGAACUAAAACUCAGAGAACAAGCUGGUGCGAUUGCAUUGGCCUCUUCAGCUUCGGAUAACUCUCCCAAUUCUCUGAAACACUUUGCUGAUGACAUGAGUGGUCCCUUGUCUCCAAUGUCUGUUCCGGCACCGAAACAGCUCAAAUAUACAGCUGGCAUUGCUAAUGGUUCAGUGAGAGAGUCAGCAGCCUUUAUGGAUCAGACACGAAAGAUGGUACCAAUUGGGCAGUUGUCAAUGAAGAAAUUAUCAGCUGUAGGCCAAGCUGGUGGGAAGCUAUGGAGGUGGAAGAGAAGUCACCACCAGUGGCUUUUACAGUUCAAAUGGAAGUGGCAGAAACCCUGGAGACUCUCAGAGUGGAUCAGGCACAGUGAUGAAACAAUCAUGAAGGCAAGGCCUCGGCCGCAGGCUCUUCCGGAUGUGAUAUAUCACCGUCGUUAGCUAGUAUUCGCUCUUGUAUAUCCAUCUUUGACUCAACACAACCCCAACACGUUACAGUGAAGGGCCUAAAAGUAAUUACAGGUAAUCUCACUAUCUUUGAUGAAUUGGUCUUCCUUGUGAAUCUCCUAAUUAGUUUCCUAAUCUCUAGGGAACAAUGUUUUAUAUUCUAACCAUACAGUCAUCCGGAAAAGUUUCUUAUUUAUAUGACACUUGCCAAAAACAAGUUGGUCUUAAUAGAGAGUAGAGAAAUGAUUUAGCACUACCCAUUUAUAGGUUCAACUCCUCCUUUUUGUCUUUGUACAUGCGAACUUAUUACAUUUUCCUUUCGUCUGAAAAAAGAGAAUUAACAGUUAAUAGUUGAUUCAAGCCAUUAAAGACAAAACAAAGAGUGUGGAUGUAAACUAGCGGAAUGCGGAAUUACUUCCCUAAGUGAUAUUUAUAAGAAUCAUAACUAUACCAAGAUGGAUAGUGAUCUUUUGUGAAUUGUGAUUAGUUUAAUACGCUGUAAAGAGGUAGCCAAUACAAAUGUCAUGUUCUACUUUGGAAGUGGGAAUCAAGGUUAGGCUUCUUCGUAAUGUGGUAGGUUCACCAAGUCACUUGCUUCUGUAACCAUUUAGCCUUAAGGAGUGUGAUUAUUGAGCGGUACUGGGGCAUGGCCGGUUGGUGUCCCAACUCCUUUGACAACUACAUAAUCAUGUAGGGCCCACACACUUGGUUUUGAACCCUACAUGAAAUCGUGGUUGCUAAUGAGUUGGGGCACCCCUAGCCAACCCCUAUUAGUCUAAUUGUGUAUACGUUAGUCUAAAAGUUGUACUAGACUAAGUAUGCCAAUUAAUCUAGGUUUUGUAUUAUUGUGAAAAAGCUUGUCUAUAAAUAAACAAGUACCUCAUUUGUAAUGGACAUGUAAAUUCGGAAUACGCUUACUCAUUCUCUCUCUUGUGAACAUCUCUCUUUCAAUCAAGCAUCAUUUUCUUUCCACAUUUCCCCUCGUUUAGUUAUCGGUAUCACAGCCUUCCACACGCCAUGAAACAAACUUAAGUGUCUUCUCUUUGUUUUCCUUUGUUUUUACUUCUCGUUUCUAGGAACCAGACAUUUUGUGAAUUGGUGACAUGGAGGAUCACUGCGUAUAGCUGUCAUGGACGAAUAGGAUUUAGGUUAAAGUAGGUGCAAUUGCUGAAAUUCAAAAGCUGCGAUUAUUGCAUGGGGACCAUCUUGUAAAGCAGUCUGAUGCUAUCAAUGGGUCGCCGGACUGGUCACACGGAUAAAUGCCAGCAAAUCAGGCAGUGGUAGUAGGAUACAGCGAGGAAUAGAGAUCGGAGAUCGUGCUUGUGGUGGUGGUGGUCUCCACUUUUUUGUACACGUUUCUGCCAAUAACAGUUGCUUUAAGUGAAGAUAUACUUUCAACAGCCCAUAGUUUGUGAAUUGAGUGCUCUUUGAUUUUUUUUCAUUUUGGCCCCCAUGUGUAUUAGCUUUUUAUGGCUUUUGUUUGUACUAGCUUUUUAUGGCUUUUGUUUGUAAAGUCAAUAUUGAUUUUUGUUAACAGAAGCUCCACAGCAGUAUUCAGUGCAGAAAAAUGUUUAUCCUUUGAACACUCGUGUAAUUACAGUGAUUGCCAUUUAAGAGGUUGCAAUUCUCUAAAA
This is a messenger RNA of Rhododendron vialii, 5113 nucleotides long. Its product is annotated as kinesin-like protein KIN-4A. The transcript has 25 exons. The record is from RefSeq and is a predicted model, not a curated record. Gene Ontology annotation, biological process: microtubule-based movement; mitotic spindle organization. Lineage: Eukaryota; Viridiplantae; Streptophyta; Magnoliopsida; Ericales; Ericaceae. Bases 351 to 3473 code for a protein of 1040 amino acids. Gene Ontology annotation, molecular function: ATP binding; microtubule binding; microtubule motor activity.